AAAAGAAGAAGAGAGAAACUGCGCUGGUUUAAAACUGUGUUGCCCGGAUAGUGACCGCGACACGUAGGUGGAAAUGGAAAGAAGCUUAGCCCGUAAUCCCAAAAGUGUAGCUCAAGAUUGAGAUUUUGCUGCAAAACCCUAAUUCAUCAUGUCUCCCCGAGACUCCGAUUCCAAGCGUCGCCAUUCUAACUUCGAUCGACGAGAACCAAGCCCCAAGAGAUAUAGAAGAGAUAGAGAUAGAGAAAGAGAAAAAGAAAGGGAGAGAGUGACCACAAAUGAUGGAGGAGGAAGAGGAGGAGAUCAUAAAAAGAGAAACCUAACACUGCCACACCAUUCUAAGCAAGAUCCUAACGAUGCUUCUACCAAGAAAUCAAAUCCAAAUGAUCACUCUGACCCGUCCAAACAUUUGUCUCAACCACCAAGAUCUCGCUCUUAUUAUCAGCAUGAUGAACGGGACAUUAAUGUGCAAGUCGGUCGAAACACUGGUCAAAGGGAAGCUGGUGGAAAAGCCUAUACUCAAAGUAAAGAGAAUAAUCAACGGGUGGAAACAAGUCAGAGUAGAGAACCAAGAGAUGAGAAAUCACGGGCUAAACUGCAUGAUAAUUUUCAGAGAAGAGACAGUUUUCCAGAAAGGAAAGACAAUCCAACACCUUCUAUAAGGAAAAGGCCAGCAUUUAGGGAGAAGAAGAUUCCAGUGGAUUCAGGAGAGGCUAAUCCAGCUGCGACGGUGACAGUAAAGUCAAGCCAUACUGACCACCCUCCAGAAAGGAAUGAAAGGAAGGAGGAAAGAAGCAGCAACCCUAACCAUCUGGGUAGACCUGAGAAGCAAAUUGCAGAGGACAGGGUACCCAACAAGAUAGAAGCUAGGAGGGAUGCCUUUUCAUCAAGAGUAAGGUACGGGGAAAGUGUCAGCAAUAGCAAUUACAGAGGAAGGGAUAAAUUUAAUGGAAGACAGGGUAUUCCUCCUAUUAAGACUCGAACAGAGAAAUGGAAACAUGAUUUAUAUCAAGAGGUUAACAAGGAUCCCAUUGCAAAGAAUGAGGAUGAUCAGAUUGCAAAGCUGGAAGCACUCUUGGCUUCAUAAUAUCGAACUGUAGCCAGUAUUUGGUAAAGUUUGUUAUGGUUGUUUUCAGAAAUCAUUAUUUUAACACGUAGCAUGUUGGACAAUUUCCAGAGAUUACCAAUUUUAAUUUUUUUGUCUAUCUUUCUAGUUUACUUGUUUUAGUUUUAUGGCAUGUGUUGCACUUGAGCUGCCAAAUCGCUUAUUAUGAUAUAUCAAGUCAUUGCUAAA
This is a messenger RNA of Cicer arietinum (chickpea), 1291 nucleotides long. RefSeq lists its product as uncharacterized. The record is from RefSeq and is a predicted model, not a curated record. Lineage: Eukaryota; Viridiplantae; Streptophyta; Magnoliopsida; Fabales; Fabaceae.